Molecule: messenger RNA, 611 nt
Organism: Pseudogymnoascus verrucosus
Lineage: Eukaryota; Fungi; Ascomycota; Leotiomycetes; Thelebolales; Thelebolaceae
Gene: GIM5
Product: subunit of tubulin prefoldin
Exons: 5
Coding region: 117-584 (155 amino acids)
Biological process (GO): regulation of DNA-templated transcription; protein folding
Cellular component (GO): cytoplasm; prefoldin complex
Source: RefSeq, a predicted model, not a curated record
CAGGAAAGUGGCGCUAACCCGCUUGGACCCCACAAGGCUACCACUAGUAGAAAGGCAGGGCUGAGCUAUCAACGACAUCAAGCUCACAGCUCUACCAGACCACAAACCCAUCCAUCAUGUCGUCUCAAGGUGGCCAGACCGUUGACCUCGGCGGCCUCUCAACCCAGCAAUUGAGCCAGGUCAAGAAACAGCUUGACGAAGAGCUCGAGCACCUCACCAGCUCGUUCACCCAGCUGCGCGCGGCCCAGGCGAAGUUCCGCGAGUGUCUGAAUUCGAUAGCGACCGGUGUAUCUCCUAAAGUGGAGGGGAAAACUAUACUGGUGCCUUUGACGAGCUCGCUUUAUGUGCCAGGGACCCUAGCAGAUGCCGAAAAUGUGAUUGUUGAUGUUGGGACUGGGUAUUAUGUUGAGAAGUCAACAAAGGACGCUGCCAAGUUUUAUACUGCCAAGGUCGAUGAGCUCCAAACAAAUCUGAAGGACCUGGAGAGCAUAGUGCAAGGAAAAUCGAACAACUUGAGGGUGGUCGAGGAUGUUUUACGACAGAAGGUUCUCAGUGGAAAUGCUGGUGCACCAGCCGCGGAAUAAAAUUACAUAUUUAUUGGUUGAUCUUUG